CUGUGGCGGGCCGGACACGCAGAAGGUACAUGAGAAGUUUGAGGUUGACUGGCACACGUACCUCGCAGCUUCGCUCGGCAUUGUCGUAGUCUCCAUCGACGGACGCGGUUCCUGUUGCCAAGGCAACAUGAUGAAAUACGAGGUCUACAAGCAGCUAGGAGGAAAGGACGUGGACGACCAACUCGUAGCCACCAAAUACAUCCGAGAGCAUUACAAAUUCAUCGAUCCGGAGAAGAUCGCCAUCUGGGGCUGGUCAUACGGUGGAUUUAUCACGGCUAAGGUACUGAGUCACAAACUGAACAUAGGAUCUCAGGUGUUCAAGUGUGGCAUGGCUGUAGCGCCUAUCACAAGCUGGAGGUUGUACG
This is a messenger RNA of Priapulus caudatus, 365 nucleotides long. Its product is annotated as venom dipeptidyl peptidase 4-like. The record is from RefSeq and is a predicted model, not a curated record. The transcript has 3 exons. The annotation marks the transcript as partial. Gene Ontology annotation, biological process: proteolysis. Lineage: Eukaryota; Metazoa; Priapulida; Priapulimorpha; Priapulimorphida; Priapulidae. Gene Ontology annotation, molecular function: dipeptidyl-peptidase activity; serine-type peptidase activity.